Messenger RNA from Humulus lupulus (European hop), 831 nucleotides. RefSeq lists its product as uncharacterized. The transcript has a single exon. Bases 1 to 831 code for a protein of 276 amino acids. Lineage: Eukaryota; Viridiplantae; Streptophyta; Magnoliopsida; Rosales; Cannabaceae. The record is from RefSeq and is a predicted model, not a curated record.
AUGGCUACUACCGAUGAUUUUUCUGGUUUUGCCUCUACUGAUAUUAACAAGCCAUUUUGUUUUGAGGGUUUGCACUUUAAGCAUUGGAAACAAAAGAUGCUCUUUUAUCUGACCAUGAAGAAGGUUGCAUUUGUCCUCACUGCUCUGAAGUCGAUUGUCUCUGAACCUUCGACCGACAACGACAAAGAGACUGAACGCGAGAAGCAACAUAAGGAAUUGGACUCUUGGGUUGAAAACGAAUUCCUCUGUAAGAAUUUUAUUCUUAAUGCUUUAUCUGAUGAUCUCUAUGAUUAUUAUAAUUCAGACAAGUCAACAAAGGAAAUUUGGGAGGCACUGCAAAAUAAAUAUGACAUAGAAGAGGCGAGGACUAAAAAAUACGCUAUCAGUCGCUACUUGAAGUAUCAGAUGGUGGACGAUAAAUUAGUGGAAGCCCAAUCUCACGAAAUUCAGAAAAUCGCGCAUGAGAUUAUCUCAGAAGGUAUGAUUCUUGAUGAACAGUUUCAAGUUGCUGUUUUAAUUGAAAAAUUACCUCCUUCCUGGAAGGAUUUUAAAAAUGUUUUCAGGCAUAAGACUAAGGAAUUUUCCUUAGAGAUUUUGAUCACCCGGCUUCGUAUCGAGGAGGAAGCAAGGAAACAAGACCAGAAAGAAGAGGUGCUUGUUGUCUCUAACAACAACCCCAAGAAGUCCACACAUGCAGUUCUGAAGCCUAAUGGAAAAAAUUUUAAGAAUCAGAACCGUAACUCGAAUUCAAAUUCCAACCGCAACAACCAGAACACUCCUCGAAACAACAAUCAGAGUCGGUACCAUAACAGGAACCAACCUGGAAGGUAG